This is a messenger RNA of Castor canadensis (American beaver), 2061 nucleotides long. The record is from RefSeq and is a predicted model, not a curated record. Lineage: Eukaryota; Metazoa; Chordata; Mammalia; Rodentia; Castoridae.
AUGACAUUCGAGGAUGUAGCUGUGGAAUUCACCCAGUGGGAGUGGAAGCAGCUGGCCCCUGAUCAGAAGGACCUAUAUAGGGAGGUGAUGUUGGAGAACUUCAGCAACCUGGUCUCCCUGGGACUUCCAGUGUCUAAACCAUAUGUGAUCUCUCAGUUGGAGGAAGGAGAAAUGCCCUGUGUGCUGGACAGAGAAGUUCCAUUUGGAGUCCAUUCAGACUGGAAAAGAAGCCCUAAAGUCAAGGAAUCAUUGUCAAGUCAGGGAACUUCUGAAGAGUUAUUCCAGGUAGCAUCAGUGGAAAAACACAUUCAAGAUGAGCUCUGGUCUUCUAAACUGAAAGUAGCCUGUGAUUGUGAUGGCCAAAGGUUAGAGAUGCAGUAUAUAAAACAGAUACAUCUGAAAGAAAUGCCAACUGCUCACAAAUCUACUACCACCCUUUGGAGAGAUCAUGAAUGGAGAGAAUUUGGGAGAAGUUUAGGCUUAAGACAAGUCCUUAAUCCUAACCUUAACAAACACAAUGUUGCCACAGGAGAAGGAUCCUAUAAAUGUGAUACAGAAUUCAGACAGACUUUAGAAAGAAGCAACUCUUGGAGGUCUCAGCCAGGGAAGAAAUCCUAUAAGUGUAAUGAAUGUGGGAAGUCUUUCCAUUUCCAGUCAGAACUAAGGCGCCAUCAGAGAUGUCACACCGGAGAAAAGCCCUAUAAAUGCAGUGAAUGUGGGAGAGCCUUUGGCCAUAUUUCAUCACUUAUUAAACAUCAGAGAACUCACACUGGAGAAAAGCCUUAUGAAUGCAGUGAAUGUGGGAGAGCAUUCAGCCAGAGUUCAUCUCUUGUUCUACAUUAUAGAUUCCAUACUGGAGAGAAGCCCUACAAAUGUAAUGAAUGUGGACGAGCCUUUGGUCAUACCUCAUCCCUCAUUAAACAUCAGAGAACUCAUACUGGAGAAAAACCCUAUGAAUGUAGGGAAUGUGGGAGAACUUUCAGCCAGAGUUCAUCUCUCAUUGUGCAUUAUAGAUUUCAUACUGGAGAGAAACCCUACAAAUGUAAUAAAUGUGGGAAAGCCUUCAGCCAGAGUUCAUCUCUCACUCAACAUUAUAGAUUUCAUACUGGAGAGAAGCCCUACAAAUGUAAUGAAUGUGGAAGGGCAUUUGCUCAUACUGCAUCCCUUAUUAAGCAUCAGAAAAGGCAUGUUGGGAAAAAACCCUAUGAACUCAGUGAAUGUAGGAAGGCUUUCAGCUAUGCGACACAGAACACCAAACCUCAGAGAUUUUACCCCGACAUUAGGGCAAAAUUAAAAAAACUCGAUAGAGGCCCCCUCACUCCUCAGACCGAGGUGUUGGCAGCUGCCUUCAAGGUGUUCCACUCCCGUGAUGAAAAGACUAAGGACUACUGCAAGAAGGGGGCACCAUAUACCCAGGAAUAUGGGGGAUGUCCCUAUUGGUCGUGUAACAUCUACCAGCGCGCUGCCUUCUUGCCUGUUAUGGUGGGUAUAAGUUUGGCAACCUCCGUUGCCGCUGCAGGCUUUGCGGGGGGAGCUCUUGGCCAUAGUGUUACUUCAGCAAGGGACUUUGAGGAGCGCUUACAGAUCACCCUCGAAUCCACCUCGGCCUCACUGGCCUCCCUUCAGUGUCAGCUCACCUUUCUAGCUCAGGUGGCCCUCCAAAUUCGUAGGGCCCUGGACCUCUUAACGGCCGAAAAAGGGGGUACCUGUUUCUUCCUCCGGGAGGAAUGUUGUUAUUAUGUCAAUGAGUCCGGGAUUGUGGAACAAAAUGUCAAAAGGUUAACAGACUUGGCCGAGGACCUCCUAAGGGGACCCAGUAAGAACACCUUAACCGACCUGCUGAGCUCUCCUCUCGUCACCUGGCUCCUGCCUUUCUUGGGUCCUUUGCUUAUGCUCAUUGCUCUCUGCGCCCUCCUACCCUGUUUACUCCAGUUUCUCAGAUCUCAGGUGAACAGACUCUCUAACCAAACUUUCAACCAGCUUCUCCUUCAGGGAUAUCACCCCCUUAUAGCUCAGCCGGAGGACACCCGCGAUGAACCCUACCAGGACACCGGACUCUGA